Molecule: messenger RNA, 918 nt
Organism: Amoebophrya sp. A25
Lineage: Eukaryota; Dinophyceae; Syndiniales; Amoebophryaceae
Source: the annotation of a GenBank genome assembly
CUUGCCAGAAGCAUUGCGACAGCAUGAGGAUGAGGAGGAAGAGGAGAAGAACGAUCUAGAACAGAAGAAAGCAGGACUUCUUCUAGAAGACAGGAGGUUGUUACAAAUAGCAGAAGGAGAAGCUUCUUCUGGUUUUGAGGCUGUGAAAGGGGCUCUUCGUUUUGGCAGUACAGCACCUUCUGUCGUCGACCAAACACGCCCUCUAGAUCCAGGCUCGGGUGUUGACGACAAGAAAAUCUUAGUGGAUUCGCAGAUUUAUCAUCACGGUCAUCACGGAUAUCAUUUUGGGUAUGACAGGUCUGGCCAUUUCCCAGAUGAUAUGGAGUCCGCCAUUGAGACAGGGGACGAGUCGCAUCUAGUAGCAGCUGACAAGAACAAACAAGACGAUUCUCUGGUUGACAAGAAAAAAGAAGACGUUGUAGUUGACAAGAAAAAAGAAGACGCUGUAGUUGAGAAGGAAAAGGAAGACGUUGUACCAGAAGCGGCGUUGAAGGUCAAGGAUGAUGGAGCAGUUGCUGUCGGAGGCAAGACCGCAUCAGAAGGCGAAGCUGGAGGAGAACCAGAAGGACCCGUAGGAGCAGUCUUUGGAUCAUCCUCACCCCAUGACGUCCCUCAUUUAGAAACAAUAGAAGAUCAUCAUCUCGAGAAUGCUGAAAGUGAGAAGCUCUUGGCGCUGAAGAAAGACACUAGUAGAAAGGUGUCUAAAGAGGAUGUGAAUGCCGUAAACAAGUUCGCAGGACCGACUGCUACAGCAAAAGCCACAGCAAAGGGCGCCUCUGCAAGUACCAAGAGAACUACGGGAAUACACAUUAAAGCCACUACGACUAGCACUACAUCAACAAAUUCUUCAGCGUCUUCUAGAGCACAUGGAGAUGGAAGUGGUAUAGGGCAAGGACGACAAGGAAGCAAGUCAUCUCC